Molecule: messenger RNA, 1247 nt
Organism: Sorghum bicolor (sorghum)
Lineage: Eukaryota; Viridiplantae; Streptophyta; Magnoliopsida; Poales; Poaceae
Product: chromophore lyase CRL, chloroplastic
Exons: 9
Coding region: 101-946 (281 amino acids)
Biological process (GO): protein-phycocyanobilin linkage
Molecular function (GO): lyase activity
Source: RefSeq, a predicted model, not a curated record
CAAAAACCGCUAAUUUCCUCCCUACUCCCCAGUCAAUCCCCGCCCCGUGUCGCCGUGUCGGCCAGGCCCUUGCGCGGCCGCCGUGGAAGGACCCCCAGCGAUGGGCUCCGGCGAGGAAGACACAGGAGGCGGAGGAGGGGCGGUGCGGGGCGCGGUGCUGAAGGCGCUCGUCGUCGGCGGCGGCGUCCUGCUGCUCCGCCGCCUGCGCCGCUCCACCACCCGUUGGGACCACGCGCGAGCCGUCGCCGACGCGCUCUCCGGAGAAAAGUUCUCGAGGGAGCAGGCGAGGAAGGAUCCUGACAACUUCUUCAAUUUGAGUGACAUAAUGUCCUGCGUUGCAAUUCAGCCUUCUUUUAUUUUCAGAAUGCUCACAUGUCCUGCAACCGAGACGGUGGAUGGUUCAAGGGUGCUUUACUUUGAGCAUGCAUUUUGGAGAUCUCCAGAAAAGCCUUUUAGACAAAGAUUCUACAUGGUAAAGCCCUGUCCGAAGGAGAUGAAAUGCGAUGUUGAGUUGAGUUCAUAUGCAAUUAGGGAUGCUGAAGAGUACAAGAAUUUCUGUGACCGUCAAAAGGAUCAGAGGCCACAGCCAGAAGAAGUAAUUGCGGAUAUCGCAGAGCAUCUGACCACCAUACACUUGUCACGGUGUGGCCGUGGAAAACGUUGCUUAUAUGAAGGAUCUACCCCACCUGAAGGUUUUCCCAACAACUGGAAUGGUGCAUCAUAUUGUACAUCGGAUUUGUCCAUCCACAAAAACGGUGAAGUACAUAUCUGGGACAAAGGUUUUGACGAUGAAGGGAACCAGGUUUGGGGAACCAAGGUUGGCCCUUACGAGUUCAAGCCUGCCCCCAAAUCCAAAUAUGACGACAUGUUCUCGCCAUUAAAUUUCUCCGCCCCUUUGUCACUAGAGAAGAAGUUGGAUAAAGCAUAUGUAAUUGAUGACCAGUAGAGGCUGAGCCCAAAAUUUUGUUCAUAGGAAUGCAAGAAUAGCAUGUAUGUAUAUAUUGUACUGAGUUCUAAUGCAUUUUUUUUGACCAACCUGUGGAUCUUGGUUGUCCAUGUUUAGUAUGGUGAGGCAUGAUACCUAGUCUGAACCAAUUUAAGCUAGUAUGCAAGAUGACCCAGUCGCAUUGUAUUUGUAUCCUAUGGUGUAUUAUGCCAUGUCAGAAAAGAUUUGUUCUAAGCAAAUUACAUCAGAUGGUAUAUAGUGUACUAUGACAGUGACAUUAAGAUUCCUGAUGUAUAUCGAA